This is a messenger RNA of Prorocentrum cordatum, 453 nucleotides long. The record is from the annotation of a GenBank genome assembly. Lineage: Eukaryota; Dinophyceae; Prorocentrales; Prorocentraceae.
AUGAGCAGUCUGUCGGAGUUGGACUUCUUCGCGUACAAUACGAAGUCGUUGAGGGCGGAGUUCGCCAUCUUCAACGGCAACUACAAGGUUGUGAGCCUUGUCGCUCUUCACUUUAACCUCAUGAGCAGCGGCAGGAUGAAGCCGUCCAUCGACAUGGACACAAUGGCCACCUUCGACCUGCAUGGGAGCGCCCAUGAAAUUGUCAAGACCCUCGCGCAGAGGGUGCUGCCGGGCGUUUUGUGCGUCUGUUUCUCCAUAUAUUUCACGACCAGCUUGUUUCGGGAGCUGAACCAGGCUUGGAGUCGGCAAGGGGUCUGGUGGCCCAGCAUUAGUUCCAGCGAGCAAGAAGGGCAGGCAGGUUCGAGGUUCUGGGUUCGGGACGGCUUAUUGCCUUCUUCAGCCUCCAGGGGCCGUGUUCAGACCCCAGGACAGUCAGACACGGAUCGGGGGUGA